GGCUGUAUAGAUCAGUGAGUGAGCGGCACCGUGCUGGGAUGAAGACGCUCAUUGUUGGAGUUGGAGGGAUGACCAAUGGAGGAAAAUCCACUCUCUCCAAGAGUCUACAGCAGCAGAUACCCAACAGCUGCAUCAUUGCACAGGAUACGUAUUUUAAGGAUGAUGCUGUUGUACCGGUGGACAGCAACGGCUUCAAGCUGUACGACGUGCUCGAUGCUCUCCGCAUGGACACGAUGAUGAACGAAGUCGACUCGUGGAGGAGAGACCCCGAGUCGUUCCUGAGGCAGCGAGACCUGAACUCUGAGCACCAAACGCCGUCCGUCGAUAAGGACGUGUGCGUGCUGAUAGUGGAAGGAUUCCUCAUUUUCAACCACAGGCCUCUGAAUGAGCUGUUUGACAAAAGAUAUUUCCUGGAAAUACCGUAUGAUGUCUGCAAGCUGAGACGAAGUUCCAGGGUGUACAAGCCUCCCGACCCUCCCGGUUACUUCGAUGGACACGUGUGGCCGAUGUACCUAAAAAAUCGCCAAGAGAUGGAGAGCGUCACGUCGGACAUCGUUUUCCUCGAUGGUCAGAUGUCGAAAGAAGAGCUGCUGGCUGCUGUGUGUAGAGAUGUCAUCCAUGAAAUAGAACGACUCAGGGAGACAGACUGAUUUGUUUUCCAGCUGAAGAUGGAGACUGCAGCUUCCGUGGAUGUUGACUAAUGUGUGAUUGAAAGGACCAAACUGGGGCUUUUCUUUGGUGUUGUGUGAAUAUCCUGGUUUUAGAGUUUGAAUGAGAACUAAUUGGUGCUGCAGCAUCUGAAGCUGUCCAGCUGGAGGCUGGACCUGAUGUGUUUGCCGUUAAUGAGCAGUGUUUUAAGUCUUUGGGGGGAUGAAGUAUGUCGUGGUUUUGUGACGAUGUGAGGCCGAUGCAGAUUUUAGGACUUUAUAGUUGACUGAUGGUUUGGCUGGUUUUCUGUCUAACCGUAACAUAACUAUACAUAUAUAUAUGACCAUAACUUGUGAGGAGGUUCUGGAUAACCAAAGGUUGGAUGCGUAUUUACUGAGGAUCACAUUAAAAGAUUUUGUCACUCAUAUGUGGAUAUUACAAAUAAUGAACUACGAUUGUUGUUUCCUAUCGUUAGAUGAGCUUGUUUUGUUUUUAUGAUGAUUUUAAUGACUUUGCUCAGUGUGCAUCCACAUUUAGUCGGAGAAACUCGUGAAAUGAUGAAGUCUGGAUGUUGGAAAACACUCAAAAGUUUCUUAUGAAUGUUUCAGAAAAGCUGGAGGUGACACAGAAACAGAGGAGUAAAAAGUCAGCAGAAGAUUUCUAUUUCUUCUCUGUUUUUUUAUAGUUUUUUUUUUUUUUUACUGAUGAGUUUAUUCUUGUAACUCUGUUUUGGGAGUUUUUUUUGUGGUAAGUUGUUCAAAAUGUCACUCAUUGUAAAGCAGCUAGUGGAAAGUGGAAUAGAAGAAAACUCACCAG
Messenger RNA from Stegastes partitus (bicolor damselfish), 1464 nucleotides. It is a transcript of the gene nmrk1, whose product is annotated as nicotinamide riboside kinase 1. Bases 39 to 650 code for a protein of 203 amino acids. NCBI's taxonomy places the organism in Eukaryota, Metazoa, Chordata, Actinopteri, Pomacentridae. The transcript has 8 exons. The record is from RefSeq and is a predicted model, not a curated record.